This is a messenger RNA of Limulus polyphemus (Atlantic horseshoe crab), 1030 nucleotides long. RefSeq names its product general transcription factor IIH subunit 4-like (gene mrn). The transcript has 10 exons. NCBI's taxonomy places the organism in Eukaryota, Metazoa, Arthropoda, Merostomata, Xiphosura, Limulidae. Gene Ontology annotation, cellular component: transcription factor TFIIH core complex; transcription factor TFIIH holo complex. Gene Ontology annotation, molecular function: double-stranded DNA binding; ATPase activator activity. Bases 32 to 1030 code for a protein of 332 amino acids. Gene Ontology annotation, biological process: nucleotide-excision repair. The record is from RefSeq and is a predicted model, not a curated record.
GUAGUAGAGGGCACUUUUGUAGACGUCUGGCAUGGCGACUACGACGGGAAAUUUAAAGUGUAAAAAUCUUCACGGCUUUUUGAAAUCUUUACUUCCUGCAACUUUAACUAAAUUGUACAGUCACCCGGCAACAUGUCUUGCUGUUUUUCGUGAACUGCCUUUGUUGUCACGUCAUUAUAUCAUGCGUUUGCUGUUUGUAGAACAACCUAUCCCUCAAGCUGUUAUAAGCUCUUGGGUGUCUCAGAAUGUUAUAAAGCAAAAAUUUGAAGCCGUGGAAAGUCUCUGUGAACUUCAUAUCUGGAAUGAAGCCCCAACUCCAGGAGGCCUCCCAGGCUGGUUGUUAAAUCCUACUUUUAGGAAAAAUAUUAAAAUAGCUUUAGUUGGAGGUGGACAAACGUGGGAAGUUUGUGCCCCUUUAGACAAAGACAAAAAAACUCGAGAUAUUCAGUUUUUAGAUAGCUAUGCCAUGGACAGAUGGGAGUGUGUUCUACAUUUCAUGGUGGGUUCACAACAGUCACAUGAAGGAAUUAGUGCUGAUGCAGUUCGAAUUUUGCUCCAGGCAGGCCUAAUGAGAAAUGAAGAAACUGAAACAAAUCCACUGAUCACAACAGAUGGGUUCCAGUUUUUAUUGAUGGACACUUCAACUCAAGUCUGGUAUUUUAUGCUUCACUAUCUAGAAACUGUUGAGAGUCGAGGCCUACACCUUGUGGAAUGCUUAACCUUCCUCUUCCAGCUCAGCUUUUUAACUCUUGGAAAAGAUUACAGCACAGAAGGGAUGACUGAAUCUCUGCUGAUUUUUCUACAGCACUUGAGAGAAGUUGGAUUAGUUUAUCAGAGAAAGAGGAGGUCAGGUAGGUUCUAUCCCACGAGGCUGGCAAUCAACCUUGCAUCAGGCUUGAAGGACAACAGCUUAGAUGUUCAUAGACCAGGAUAUAUCUUAGUGGAGACAAAUUACAGAGUAUAUGCUUAUACAGAUUCUCAACUGCAGGUUGCGCUACUUGGAUUAUUUUGCGAGCUUAUUUAUAGGUAA